UUUUUUUAUAUUUUGUAUUCGACUCCAGGAAAGGAAAGCUUUUUCCAAUACAUGUACAAUGUCUACAGUGCAUUCGUGUGAAUUUGAAGUUUUUGGCAAGGUGCAAGGCGUUUACUUUCGCCGUCAUGCUGAGAUGAAGGCCAAGACUCUGGGGCUACGUGGCUGGUGCAUGAACACGGCGGAUGGUACGGUCAAGGGCUAUAUCGAGGGUCCACGGACCGAGGUGAACCUGAUGAAGGAGUGGCUCCGCAACACGGGCAGUCCCACGAGUAACAUUGUCAGGGCCGAGUUUACCAGGGACGAGGAGAAGCGAGACUACGGAUUCAAGAACUUUCAAAUAAGACCCGACGCGCCCAAAGAAAAUAACCGCAAAAUGACAAACAGAGAAAACAAUAUGACGAAAUGGGAGCAUGAUUCAUAGACCCAAGCCCCGAAAAGAUUGCGUUUGUAUGACCAAAUUGUACAAGGACAUUAUAUAUAAAUGGAGUCAGAAAAAAAAGCCUUUGACUAAUAUAA
Drosophila montana is the source of this 516-nucleotide messenger RNA. Its product is annotated as acylphosphatase-1-like. The record is from RefSeq and is a predicted model, not a curated record. The coding region runs from base 59 to 421 and encodes 120 amino acids. NCBI's taxonomy places the organism in Eukaryota, Metazoa, Arthropoda, Insecta, Diptera, Drosophilidae. Gene Ontology annotation, molecular function: acylphosphatase activity. The transcript has a single exon.